Molecule: messenger RNA, 2252 nt
Organism: Galleria mellonella (greater wax moth)
Lineage: Eukaryota; Metazoa; Arthropoda; Insecta; Lepidoptera; Pyralidae
Exons: 2
Coding region: 128-1999 (623 amino acids)
Molecular function (GO): protein dimerization activity; DNA binding
Source: RefSeq, a predicted model, not a curated record
AUUACUCUGACUCUGGUAACGUGACUUCCUGGUAACGUGUUAGGUAGGAAAAGCAGUAAAAAAGUGCAUAUUAAGGGAGCAGAUUUGAAAUAAUAUUUAUACUUAACAAGAAAUAAUUAAAGGUUCAAUGGGGAGACCUAAAGAUUUACGCAUAUGGGAGCACUACCGUACUUUACCAAACAAGUCUGUUUCUUGCAAGCUUUGUAAUAAGGUCUACAAAUUCAGUAAUGCUGCCAAAAUGCUUCAACAUCUUAUCACUUGUCCAAAAUCUCCAGAAACAUUAAAAGACUCUAUGAAACUUAUAAAAGAUAGCUCGUCCAAAACCAAAAUGUCUGGACUGUCAGAGAUAGAGACAAAUGAUUCUUUUAUAAGCCCCUCGUCGUCUGCUAACACUACAAUAAAUGCUGAGUUUCAAGACACCGAUGAUCAUAUAAAAACAGAAUUAGCGAGAGCUAUAUUUGUAACAGGGACGCCAUUAUCGAUGGUGCAACAUCCUUUAUGGAUACAAUUUUUCGAAAAAUUGCAACCAAAAUUUAAAAUACCUUCACGUAAAGCUUUAGCGACAAAAUACUUAGAUAAAAUAUAUAGAGAAAUGCGUUUUGAGUUAAAUGAGGAACUAAAUGCUUGUAGUUACUUACACCUUCAGUGCGAUGGCUGGUCUAAUUUAAGAAAUGAAGGAAUAAUAAACUUUCUUAUAUCAAAACCUCAACCUGCAUACGUUAAAAGUUUGAAUACAGAAAGUAAUCCUCACACUAGUGAAUACCUUAGCCAAGAAGUUGAAAAAGUAAUGAAAGUGUAUGGAGCAAAUAAGUUUCUUGUACUUAUUGGCGAUAACGCUAGAAAUAUACAAAAGGCAUUCGAAUUAACAAAACUCAAAUAUCCACAUGUUGUUCCUCUCGGUUGCUGUGCACAUAUCCUUAACUUGUUGUGCCAAGAUAUUGUAAAGAUACAAGAAGUAACUGUGUUUAUUAUGCAAGCCAUAAAUAUAAUAAAAACUGUUAAAAGGAGUCAACGAUUAAGUUCCUUGUUGAUAAAAUCAAGGCAGGGUGAAGAUUCUACACAAACACUAAAAUUGCCUUGUGCUACAAGAUGGGGAAGUCAUGUUACUUCGUUAAAAAGUUUGAAAGCAAAUAAGAUAGCUUUGCAAAUAUUAACAGUUAGAGAAGAUGUGGUAAUUUCAAGAGAUAUUAAAUAUUUAAUUCUAAGUGAUGAUUUCUGGACGAAGACAGGGGAAUGUAUAAGUAUUUUGGAACCAGUCACUGAAAGCAUAUUUUACUUAGAGAGCGACCAGAAUCGUUUGCAUCGCACAUACAUUACAUUUAGAGAUGUACAAGCUAAGAUACGUUUUGCAUUAAAUGAGAUUUCGACAUUGAGCGAAGAAAGCAAACAGCAGAUUCUAACAUCAGUAUCUUCAAGAUGCAAUAUGGCAAUGAGGCCAAUACAUUUUGCAGCAUAUAUUCUAGACCCCAGGACUCUAGGAGUCGAACUUACUCAAGAGGAAGAACUUAAGGGUAUGGAGUUUAUCUACAAUUUAAGCCAACACUUAAGUUUGUCAAAUGUAAUGGCAGAUUUGGCGUGUUAUAAAGCUAAAGAAAACUUUUGGGCCAGAGGAUUUGUAUGGAGCUCAUUAGAUAGCAUUGAGCCCCUAAUAUGGUGGAAAGGUAUUUGUGGUUCCACUGAGUUAAGCAAAGUAGCGAUUCGUAUUCUAUCAGCUCCCUGUACUUCGGCAGCCACUGAGCGUUCCUUUAGUAUCCAAGGCUACAUACAUAAUAACAAAAGAAAUCGACUUACAACUGAAAGAACUGAAAAAAUUUCAUUCAUUUGUUAUAACUGGAAUCUUAAACAUAAAGCUGAAUGCGAGGACAUUCAGUUUAAUGAAGAAAAUACCUUAGAAGCUUUCAUUGAGCAAGUAAAUGAACAUAACAGUUUAGACGAAAUAGAGCCUAUCGAACCUAUACAAUUCAUCGCUUGUAAUAACUCUGAAUCUGACAGUGAUUGACUGUAGUUUUACAUUUUACUUUCAUCUCUUUCUUAAUAAACUCAAAAUCAAAUUAAAAGUUUUUUAUUCUGUAGGCUGCAUAAUAAUAUUGUCUAUGUCCAGUAUAGUGGACGUCUUGCGGCUGAGAUGACGAUGAUGAAGUACAAAAUCAUAAACACCCAAAAAUUUGGGUGUUUAUGGGGUUUAAACCCAAUAAACCCAAAACACCCGGUUUUUACCCACCAGACUUUAAACCCACCCAGGUGGAUUGCCC